This is a messenger RNA of Orbicella faveolata, 1967 nucleotides long. RefSeq lists its product as uncharacterized. Lineage: Eukaryota; Metazoa; Cnidaria; Anthozoa; Scleractinia; Merulinidae. The record is from RefSeq and is a predicted model, not a curated record. Gene Ontology annotation, molecular function: lipid binding.
AACCCGUUUACACAACCAAUCGGAGUGGGCACUCUAUCAUGAUCAGAAUUUUGUAACAUAAAAUGCAAAACAAGUUCAAGUCUACAAUUAAAAGAACCUUUUACCGAAGGAAGCACAAAUUCAGAAGUUUGGAAUAUACAACGAACCUCUUUGGUUCCAGCCACAAAACAUACACAUUUGCAGGUUGGUCCAAAAGCGACUGUGAUUAGAAGAUAACUUUGUUACUUUAGAGUAAUAAUGUCUAACAAUUUUUCGCUAUGUAUAUUGGCAUUUUAUAUUUAAAGGACGUUGUAUCCCGGCUAAGGUCAGUAUGUAUCGAAACAAACUAUAAGCCCUUGGCUAUGAAGCCGUCGUCCCUCCGGCAAAUGGGACGUAUAAAUUGCUAUGAACGAAAUUAUAACGGUCAUCAAGAGUGACCAUCGAAGCGAUGUUCUGCGCGUCAAAAGAAGUGCAUGGUCGAGUUUAUGAUGCGCGGGAGAGGCGCGGCGAAAGAACGCCUGUGGGCAAACUUAACAAAAGGUCCUUCCGGUAUACCAGGAUCUGGUGUACCCUCUGAUUGGUCAAUUUUGACAGGUAUUGUCAACACUCGUGCGCUAAUGACACAGAUGAGAAAUGCGAUAUGGGGUGGUAAGUGUAAAAUGGGGUUGAAUGGCCAGCACGACUUCUGCCGAUCUCCUGAGAAGGUGUUAGCACGCUUCGCGGAACGAGUAUCUCCAGUCGGCGAUCUAGCGUUCGUUUGUAGUUUUGGCGUUAUAAGCAAUUUUCUUUCUACAAUCCCGGAGAAUUAUCUCUCAACACAUCAGCUGAAAACUGAAAACCACAAGCCGGCGGUCAUGUUACUGGUCCUUGUGGGCGGCCUGUAAGUGGGUGGAAGGACCUAUUGUUAAGUUUGCCCAAAGGCGUUCUUUCGCCCCAACUAACUGAACGCCUGGAAGAGGCUAGUUAACGUACCGUAUGACAAACGGUCUUACAUUUGCAUAAUUAUAAUGGCCUUGCGUACAUUUGCUAGGCAAGGUUGAUCGGUAUGGUACCCAAAGAGCAAUGUUUCCCCCAGUUAGAUUUUGAAAAAGAAGUUCAGAGGGCGAAAUUGUUCAAAGAAGACUUGGAAAAAGGUGGUUGGAAUCCAAGGUUUAAAGUCCCAGGACGUUUCGAUUCUUGGAGUAAAACUUUCCCAGAAGAAGAGGUUGCUGUUAAAGUGCUCUUCCUGUUUCAAGAUAUGCCAAUGCCAGCGGAGAAGUUCGCCAAAAUGAUGCAUCCCUCGAAUAUGGAGAUACGCACAAGGUGGGACGAUGCUUUCCAAGGCAUUGAAAUCUUGGAGACUGGUCCUGAUGGCUCUCUUAUAGUAUCCACACGAAUUGCAUUAUCUUGCCCGCUAACCGACCGUGAAAUGGUUUUGUUCGCAUCAACAACCAGAGAGAUCGAUUGGUACGGAAAGAAGUCGUUCGCCAUGUUUGUGAAAAACGCCAGUCACCCUUCCAAGCCGGUCGGCGGGCAUGGUCUUGUAAGAGCGACGAAUGGCGGAAAUUUCUACAUCGUGUCUCCUGACGAAAAGGAACCAGAAACCAAGUGCCAAGUCUUCGGAUUAACGAAUAAUAAUUACAACGGGUGGCUGCCUAAUGCACGUAUGGAGUGGCUGGUCGGCAGGAACGCUCCUAAGGUUUUUCACAAGCUACAAAAUAACGCCAUUGAGGGUUACAUCAAGUACUUUAAGAAUAAGGAGGUUAAUUCAGCAGAUCACAAUCAGUCAGUAUAGACUGAACUUGAAACUUAAACCUUCCAAUAAUUGCAAAUUGUGCUUAGGAUAAACUUCUAUUUUCGCAAGGCACAAUACUAACUAAUUGUCUCUAAAUGCUCCGAAAGGUUUUCUUUCCACUGGAGCAUAAAAACAGCAAAGGGAAUGUGUAACUCUUUCGCGUUUCAAGUUUUUAAAAUAAUUUGUUUUAGAAAAUUCAGAUAAAGUAGAAGNC